This is a messenger RNA of Mytilinidion resinicola, 2665 nucleotides long. Its product is annotated as TPR-like protein. NCBI's taxonomy places the organism in Eukaryota, Fungi, Ascomycota, Dothideomycetes, Mytilinidiales, Mytilinidiaceae. The record is from RefSeq and is a predicted model, not a curated record. Bases 1 to 2529 code for a protein of 842 amino acids. The transcript is spliced from 2 exons. Gene Ontology annotation, molecular function: protein binding.
AUGGAUUUGCCAGUGCGACCAGGCUUGCGAUCUGGCGCGGCGCACAUCCACCAAGAAGGAUCACGCUUCGGAACUACGCAGGUGACGGGCGGUUCAGUCUUCCAAGGCAACUUUAGUGGAGUUACUAUCAAUUCCACAGCACGGCCCGACUUUGCUGGCCAGUUCUCCCACUCCUCGCUUGAACCGGUGAAGGCAUACGUUCCGCGAGCCUUCCUACGCGACGAGAUUAAGACACAGCUGUGCGACGAUGCUGCAGACACAAACACGAAGACGCUUGUCGUCUGGGGACUCGGCGGCGCUGGGAAAACACAGCUGGUGCUAGACUACGUGCGACAGUACCGCACCGACUACAAGGCAACGUUCUGGAUCGAGGCCGGACGGAAGGAGUCGCUCGAGCGAGACUUUGUCAACCUCUAUCAGACGCUGUUUGGCGUGCAGAUGGUCGCUGGGCAAGAGACAGUUAGUGUUGACAGUGCUGUGAUAGGAGUGAAGAGCUGGUUUUCUAGUCAGCGAGGGCCGUGGCUGAUAGUGUUUGAUGGCGCCGACAUAAUCGAGAACGAAGAGGUCACCGAAUACAUUGACAUCAAGCGCUUUAUUCCUGACGUGGCAUCACUACAUAUUAUCGUUACAAGCCGGAGCAGUACGGCAAAGGACAUGACACGACUAGAAGGGGUGCAGGUUGGUGAUAUGGAGGAGGCCCAGGCUGCGGAGCUGUUCUACAAGUACUCUCGGCUACGGCGUGAUAAUCAAGACAUCGAACAUGAAGUCAGGGCUAUUGUCAAAGAGCUCGGGUAUCUGGCGCUAGCGGUCACUCUUGCUUCCACAUAUGUAGGGAGAACUCCGCGGCUACAGUCGGAUGUUAAGGCAUACCUCCCGGAAUACAGACAGCGCCGGCGCGAACUACUAAAGCGAAAACCCGAGAGUCUCAUCCAUCAGUACAGCGAGAGUGUGCUUACUACAUGGGAAACGUCAUACCACGCUAUUCACGAGCAGAGUUCCGAGGCGUCAACACUUAUGACCAUGUUGUCAUUUUUCAGCUUCGAUGAUAUUUUUCUGCAGCUGUUUGGGACUAGCAGGCAACUAGAAAGUACGAGAUCGACAGGUAGUGCUAUUGAAGUCUCUUCUACGCCGACGGAGGAUAUCUACAAGCUAGAGGGGUGCUUUGAGAUGUUGCAGAGAUAUUCGUUUGUGCAAUGGAAAGAGGAUCAACAAAGCUACGCAAUGCACAAGCUGGUACACGCUUGGGGCUACGACAGGCUCACGGAAGAUGAGCAACACAGGUUCAGUGUCACCACUUUUAAGCUUGUUGUGAAAGCAAUCAAUGGCUGCGGGAAUACGCCAGAAGAGAAGCUCCGGCUGGUGCCGCAUGUAAUGGCGAACUUCGCGAUGCUUGGCGGUACCGGACGCGCAUGGGAUCAAGCAGCAGAUGGCACGCUUAACGAACUAGUAUUAGCAGGGGUAUUUAUUGCUAAUAUUGGGCGGUUGCCGGAAGGACGUGUAAUUCAGGAGUUUAUAUGGAAUGAGAAGCGUCGACUCCUUGGCGAGGAACAUCCAGACACCAUCUCGGCGAUGUACAACCUCGCAGUCACGCUCGGAUACCAAGGCCAGCUGGACGAGGCGGCGAAGAUGAAGAAGGAGGUGCUUGAGAAGAGGAGGCGCAUCCUCGGCGAGGAACACCCAGACACGAUCUUGGUAAUGAGUAACCUUGCACAGACGCUCGGAGACCAAGGCCAGGUGGACGAGGCGGCGAAGAUAAAGAAGGAGGUACUAGAAAAGAGGAUGCGCAUCCUUGGCGAAGAACAUCUAGACACGAUCUCAGCAAUAGGUAACCUCGCAGUCACGCUCGGAGACCAAGGCCAGCUGGACGAGGCGGCGAAGAUGAAGAAGGAGGUGUUCGAGAAGAUGAGGCGCAUCCUCGGUGAGGAACAUUCAUAUACAAUGUCGGCGAUGAGCAACCUUGCGUCCACGCUUGAAGACCAAGGCCAGCGGGUUGAGGCGGCGAAGAUGCAGAAGGAGGUGCUAGAGAAGAUGAGGCGUAUUCUCGGUGAGGAACAUCCUUCCACAAUCUCGGCGAUGAACAACCUCGCAGUCACGCUCGGAGACCAAGGCCAGCUGGACGAGGCGGCGAAGAUGAAGAAGGAGGUACUCGAAAAUAGGAGGCGCAUCCUCGGUGAGGAACACUUAGACACGAUCUUAGCAAUGAGUAACCUUGCAAAGACGCUCGGAGACCAAGGCCAGCUAGAUGAGGCGGCGAAGAUAAAGAAGGAGGUGUUUGAGAAGAGGAGGCGCAUCCUCGGCGAGGAACAUCCUUCCACAAUGUCGGCGAUGAGCAACCUUGCGUCCACGCUUGAAGAUCAAGGCCAGCUGGUCGAGGCGGCGAAGAUGUUCAAGGAGGUGUUCGAGAAGAUGAGGCGUAUUCUCGGCGAGGAACAUCCACACACAAUCUUAGUAAUGAGCAACCUUGCACAGACGCUCGGAGACCAAGGCCAGCUAGACGAGGCGGCGAAGAACAUCCAGACACAAUCUUAGAAAUGAGCAACCUUGCAAAGACGCUUGGAGACCAAGGCCAGCUAGACGAGGCAAUAACGUUAUCAGAUGUAGCCGUACAGAAAAUGAAGCGGAUUCAUAGCGACAAACACCCCCAUACAAAAUUUGCUAUCAGAAC